GUAAAAUAUUGAGUUAUCAGCCUCGGUUUCAUGCAAGCAAUAUAAUGCGUGUUAAAAUGCACUUGGACCUAGGCACAGAGCACAUAUAUCUCCCACAGCAGAGGAUACGCGACAGCUACAAGAGUCAUGGGAGGAAAAUCAUCCAGGGAAAGGGUCCCCACUCCUCCACCGACAGAGAAAUGGGGGGCAGACGUCACUUUGAACUGGACACCAGAGGGAGAAAAUGACUUUCGCCGUCGCAUAGCCGAAGUCACAACCAGAGACGGGCAUGUGGUGAUUCUGUUUGGUCAGACUGGAUUUGGUAAAUCGUCUUUUGGCAAUGGAAUUCGAACUUCCAUCAGACGGGAAAGGAAAGUCUCCAAUUAUUUUCCUGUGGGAAUUAACACACAUGGCAGCUACACUAAAGCUCUGAACAGUGACGGUUACUGCCGUAGAUAUUGUCAAGAUAAAUGCACUUGCCAGCCGUAUUUAUGGGUAAUUGACAUGCCAGGCUUGUUCAACAGUGACGCGAUCACAGACGAGAGUAUUGAGAAGAUUGUCACAGGACAGGUUCCUUUCUAUGCAGAAGUGAAACCAACGCUUGAGGCUAUGGAUAGUUCACAGAUCCUCCCGCCACAGGAGAGGGUCAAGGCGUCAUGCGUAGUUCUUGUCCUUAAAGCAGGAGUUGCUGUAGGCGAUGAUGUAAAGCGACAGAUUGGUGUGCUGAGAACGCUACAUUCACGAGGGGUUCUGUCAGUCCAUGUGAUCCUGACACACAUCGAUGCGGUGGAACCACUGUUGAAGGAUUCCGACAAUAUUCCAUACGUGUUUAACUCGGAGGAGGUUCGGGCUGCGGUGAGGUUUGCUUCUACGGAGACAGGGUUACCUCAAACCUGUAUCAGCGUGGUGAAGAACUACACAGUUGAAAACGCCACCAACACCAACAGCAGUAUCCUGUUCCUACAUGCCCUGGAGAACAUCCUGCUCGCUGCUAGAGACACACUUGAACGGGAUGAGACGAAAAACAGAAUGCGAAAACAGCUGUACGCAAGAGGCACACAUCCACAAUGAACGAUAUAUAUAUAUACCCACGAAGUAUUGAUUCUGACAACUAUAGGUGUCUACCCUCCCUGACAAACUGCACCUUAGAUAAUCUGUCUCCACCGUUUUAGUGAAAUAAUGAAUGUUGAAUAUUAAUACCUAUACUUUAUUCUGAAUGAAAGCAAAACAAAACAGUAUGAGAAAAAAGUCAUGGCAAUUUCUAAACGUGAGAAUUAUAUUUAUACAGCGUCUCGUAAAAUGCCUCGUCUUCAUGCAACAUAGCUUGAGGCAUAACUAACGCUUUGUUUCAUGUACUCUGCUGCUUCAAGAAUCAAUAAACAAUCACAUUCUGUUGCAAUUACAUCUACGUCAAUAACAGUCAACCUAUUUAUAAAACGAAGACCAAAUUCACGUAUCUUAUUCACCAAAUCCUCGGCAUUCAGUUUAAGAUUAAUAGUUGAAGAAAAUAUCUGUGUUAUGUCCAGACUACAUGUUUUCAGUACGACUGCCACAGUCAGUUUCAAACCAAUAAAACUAUUUCAAUUAGCAUUGAGAUUCAGACUCUUUGGUUCCUGAAGAAAUGAUGUUUACAGUGUUUAACUUUGAUACGGCAUGGGCAGGGUGUCAAGGUCAAAAUAUCUUAAACAAACGUAACAUAUAUGAUAACCUUAAAUCGGAUUCAAACCCUUCAUAAAUGUCAUCAAAAAUUCGAGUCUCGUCUUUAAUGUUUAGAAGAGGUGUUUUGGCCGAAAUAAAUACUGACAUCCCCAAACCCCGCAAUUUGACUUGCAAAGUGAUGUACAUACUUAUCAAAUUAUUUUUUUUUGUUUUAACAAAAUCAGCUGUGCGGCGUGUGGUAACAAACACACACUAUUUGCAAGACAUAUAUGAUUUGUAGAAGUUGUAUUUUGCGUAUUACUAAUAGUAUGAAUAAUAAAAAGUAUAUAUUCA
Molecule: messenger RNA, 1971 nt
Organism: Haliotis rufescens (red abalone)
Lineage: Eukaryota; Metazoa; Mollusca; Gastropoda; Lepetellida; Haliotidae
Exons: 7
Coding region: 127-1050 (307 amino acids)
Source: RefSeq, a predicted model, not a curated record